Messenger RNA from Ipomoea nil (Japanese morning glory), 1505 nucleotides. Its product is annotated as E3 ubiquitin-protein ligase RNF170-like. Gene Ontology annotation, molecular function: ubiquitin protein ligase activity. Lineage: Eukaryota; Viridiplantae; Streptophyta; Magnoliopsida; Solanales; Convolvulaceae. The record is from RefSeq and is a predicted model, not a curated record. The coding region runs from base 351 to 1295 and encodes 314 amino acids. The transcript has 5 exons.
UAUUGGACCGUAAUCUAACGGUUCACGCAAUAAAGAUUGUGUAGUGAUUGAGAAAGAUAAACAAGGAGAGGGCCCCCCACUGAGGGAAUACCUGGCAGGCUGGCGACGUUUUGUCUUGACUCGGACUUACAGGAUCAUCCGCUAAACACGUCAUCCUUUCGUCUCCAUUCUCCAUCUUUCGAUCCUUCUUCUUUCUCUCUCUGUACAGCUUUCUCUCUCUUCUUAGUGUUUACGGAGUACUUUCUUCUCUCUGUAUAAACUCUAUUUGCGAUCAAACCCCCUGGAGGCUCGAAGCUUUCUGGUUUUGACACACGAGGGAUUCGGGACACGCUGCAAUAAUCAGUACUGGGAUGAAGAGGUUCUUCUUCAAUCUUCCGAGCUCUCACCGACACCAUCACCUUCAUCAGAACCCUAAUCGUGACAAUUCCUCCGUCGCUGCGAGCACUAGUACUAGCGAAGCCACGAAUCCUUCGUAUUCAUCGGAGCUCCGCGAAUCCGCAUCGGGGAGGACUGAGGAGGAAGUGAGCAGUUACGAAUCAGCGAACGGUGGAGAGGUGGAGGAGGAUGGAGGCGAAGAAAUAUCGCCGUUUCGCGGCGAGUCAGCGGAGUGGAUAACCGCGUCGGCUUCUGGUCAGAGGAAUGCGGAUGGUGAUGAUUCAGCCUCCUUGUCGAUGAGCGCGGUUGCUAGGGAGAACAAGGAGGCGGGAACUGCGAUGAGUGCGAGGAUGGAUAGCCCUCCUAGUGACGAUUGCUGCCCUAUAUGCUUCAGCAAUUUCGUCGUCCCCUGCCGCGGCCCCUGCGGUCAUUGGUAUUGCGGAGGCUGCAUUUUGCAGUACUGGAACUAUAGUGCAGCCCUUCAGCCUUGCAACUGUCCUAUGUGUUCGAAACAGAUAACUAAGUUGACACCUGAGGCAUCAUUGUAUCACUCUCGGGAAGUUGAAGUUACUGAGGUUCUGGGAAGUAUUCGAAAAUAUAAUCGGCUUUUUGUUGGGGGCACAUAUGGCUUCAUGCUAAAAGUGCUUUGUUUGCCAUUAUACGUCAAGAGAUUAUUUCGUGAAAUGAUGAAUCCUGAUAGACCUGGUGCUCAUCUAAACAAAUUGCGAAUUUGUGCAAUGUUCCUGGGUCUCCUUUAUACGUUCUGCCCCUUCGAUUUUCUUCGAAUAGGCCGUCAAAAUGUCAUAGAUACGUUUGAUUACUCCGCCAUUGCACUUUCAUUCGUCUUGUAUCUGGUUGGACUCCUUCACCGAAGAAGGCGCUUCCAGAAUGUCAGGGAGAUGGCAGCCAUUGACCCAUGAUACUGCCCAGGCAUUAGCUUGUAGCUUGAAAUGGUACAAAAUGACAGCAGUACAACAUGCAUGUGUAUACCAUGGACGACCCGGGUCCAAAAAUAACUUUCAAAUUCUGUAUUUAGUUGACACAUUCUAUAUCUGCAAUUAUCAAGUCAGGUUCUGUAUUUAAAGUAUAGUUUCUGUACUUGUAGCUAUCAUAUUAUGUGUUUGCAAUUA